Neopelma chrysocephalum (saffron-crested tyrant-manakin) is the source of this 715-nucleotide messenger RNA. RefSeq names its product myosin heavy chain, skeletal muscle-like. The record is from RefSeq and is a predicted model, not a curated record. Gene Ontology annotation, cellular component: myosin complex. NCBI's taxonomy places the organism in Eukaryota, Metazoa, Chordata, Aves, Passeriformes, Pipridae. The transcript has 5 exons. The coding region runs from base 74 to 715 and encodes 213 amino acids.
ACUCACUCAGCAUCUCCAGAAAGCAGGAGAGCAGGCGGGGACUGUGAAUUCCAAGUGUGCCUCCUUGGAGAAGAUGAAUUUGAAGUUGCAGGGGGAGGUGGAGGAUCUGACAUUGGACGUAGAGAGAGCAAACACAUCAGCAGCUGCCUUGGACAGGAAACAGCAGAACUUUGAUAAGGUCAUGGCAGAAUGGAAGGGGAAGUAUGAGGAAAGCCAGCUGGAGCGGGAAGCUCUCUCUAAAGAAUCGUGCUCGCUGGACACAGAGCUCUUCAAAGUGAAAAAUGCCUACAAGGAAACCUUAGAUCAGCUUGAAACAAUCAAACGGGAGAACAACACUCUCAAGCAGGAAGUAGCUGAUCUGACAGAGCAAAUUACUGCAAAUGGCAAAAUGAUCAGAGACCUUGAGAAAGCCAAAAAGCAAGUCGAAGUAGAAAAAAAUGGGCUGCGAUUAGCUCUGGAGGAGGCAGAGAAGGCAAUGACAGAUGCAGCCAUGAUGGCAGAAAAGCUGAAGAAGGAGCAGGACACCAGUGCCCACCUGGAGAGGAUGAAGAAGAACCUGGACCAGACGGUGAAGGACCUGCAGCACCGUCUGGAUGAGGCCGAGCAGUUGGCCCUGAAGGGAGGCAAGAAGCAAAUCCAGAAGCUGGAGGCCAGGGUGAGUACCACAACUGAACAUGGGAGUCAGAGACACCUUUCUUCUUCAAGUCCUAUGUGA